AUGUUGAAGGCUGCAGUUAUCAGCUGCACACUGCUGCUGUGUCUGUUUUCCCUGGGCACGGCUCAGGUCAGCCUCGGGACAUGCGGCGACGAAGAUUCCCUCGUAACAUGCUCCUUCUUUUUCCAAAGAGUCAACACGGCUUUUAGACAGGAGAGCGUAUUGUACACGCUUCGCAAAGCGUUCUUCCCUACCGAGGGUAGCCCUCCGUUCCUCUUUGACGUACAGAUGACCCUCAACGUCGAGUCGGUCCCUAAUAUCGCCUGCAAAAGCGAAGAGUAUCCGUUUCGCGGGAGACCGGUUACUUCUCCGCCGACAAUGAUGGAAGUGUGCGAACACUCUGUCUACAAUUGCAGUGGGAUACCGCAGCCUUGGAGCUGGACGCACCAGUGGAGCAAGACCAUCGUUUCGUACAUCAUCCAGCGAGAAGACCUGGAGCUGCUGCAGAACACAAACUUCGCCGCGCACGCAGCCGCCACUUUCAACAACUUCGACACGAGCGUGUUUAGCAACGAUGACCUGGGGCUAGAGGAGCAGAACGCUACCGACGACGACGACGACGACGACGACGCCAACGCGAGCGUCGGUGCGACGAGGGACGAGGCGGUUGAGUUCCAGUUAACUAUCCCCUACCUGCCGUGUAUACCGGACGAAAGAGUGAUGCGGGAUGCUUGGGAGGACAUUUUGCCCUGGUUGCAGCUCUAUGCCCAAAACUCGGACAACCUGGAGUUGCAGGACGUGGAGUACACUCAGGAGGCGAGAGGGUUUGCAUUUCGCGAGGGGAGGGUUCGUAACGGUGGACUAACUGUACCCAUGCUGGCCGUCAUACACAUCCUCAUAAACAUAGUCUUUGCCCUGGCUGCCACUUACUUUCUGCACAAGUACCACGGCCACCUGAACCAAGUGAAGGGGAAACAGUACCAGCUAGUGGCCAGCAUGUACUGGUCCGUGGUGAUCAUGUGCCUCAUUGGAGCCAUUGUCAUCAUUGCGGGCAACGGCUGGCUUUACUACGCCCUCAUUUUCAUAGAAGACCAAUCCCUCUCAGUGUUUGGAUUUCGGAUAGCAAGCGACAUAACUGUGGCAAUACUAGCAGUGGUGGAGCUGUUGGCGUCGAUGCUAACACCCCACGAUCCAAAGUUCUUUAUCCCCCACCUCAUUCGUCGCACGCUCUGCUUGAACCAGUGCUGCCAUUGCUGCGGGUCGGAGACUCGACUCAAUUUUCUGCGUCGUGCCAUCCUCGGAGUGGCCAUGUGGAUCAUACUUGUUUUCCUCCAGCUUGUUAUUGCAUCGCUCCUCCCCCUAGCGGUCGUUGUGUUUGUUAAUCCCGUACCUUCCCUUGCGUUCAUCUCCAUCAUGAUUGCACUCUUUUGCUGUCUAGUGAUCUUCAUCGCCUACUUAGUGAAUGCCUUUGAGGGAAACUACAUUGCCAGACACAGGCUCCCUCUCGACCAAAGACGCAACUCAAGCUUGACCUGGGCGAUGAUGAAGGCAGACUGGAACGUAGCUGGAAACUGGACCAGGGAGAAACUGAUUCUGGUAGCCCAGGCCUUUGUCUUCCUCGUCAUCUUUGUCAUUGUUGCUAUGAUCAUCAUUCUCUACCUCAACUUUGUGAGGGCCGGUGCCAACACAAAUACCGUCGGAGGUCUCCUCAUCUCUCUCGUCCCGUCAGUCGUUCUUGGCGGCAUCACUUGGGCUGCCAAGAAGCACCUCUUCAAGGAGCUCGAGGAGGAAAUCGAGGCAGAGAAGGAGGAGAAUGGAGAGACGGAGGAAACAGAAGACAACCCGGUUUUUCAAAUCGGGGGUUUCUCGUUUCAACAGGGUCGACGUCGAUCAACUAAGAGAAGGAAAAACACAGUGAAGGAAAAUGGACAUACGUUGGCCACUUCUAAUCUUAUAAAUGAAGAAGCUAGCAUCGAUGGAGGGAACGAUAUCAAACGUAAUUCAACUGCAAUCGAGAUAUACCUGGCUCAAGAUGGAGACGCAGAAACCAAGGAUGAUAAGAAGGGUUCCGAUUUGGAGACAGAUGAGAAGACGGAAGAGAAAGGUUUCAGUGAUGAGAAGACGGAAGAAAAAGAUCUCAAUGGGGGUGAGGAGAAAGGUGCAGCAGGCAGCGGUGAGAUGGAGGUGCAGGAGAAAGUGUGGAAAGAAGAACUGGCUAAAAGUGUGUCUAUUGACAUGCCAGAGUUCACUCUGAGGAAUCUUGAUGUCGAUAACACAUCAAUGGUUCACUUGAGGACGUGUGGCGACGAAGACUCGGUCGUAACCUGCUCCUUCUUCUUCGGAAAAGUCAACGAAGCCUUUCGACAGGGAAAUGUCUUGUAUACGCUUCGCAAGGCGUUCUUCCCGUCCGAGGGUAACAUUCCGCCUCUCUUCAUGGUGGCGAUGACUCUUGACGUGGAAAAUGUCACCAGGAUCGCCUGCAAGGAUGAAAACUACGAGUUUGGUAACAGUUCCGUAGACUCUCCGCCGAGCAUGGACGAGGUGUGCAGUAUUUACGACUGCGGCCCGCUGACACUCGGCUGGAGACAUCAGUGGAGCAAGACCGUCAUUUCCUACAUCAUCAAGCGUGAAGAUCUGGACCUACUGCAGAACACCAGUUUCAACGCCUUCGCUGCAGCCGCUUUCAGCACUUUUGAUGCCGUCCUAGACAACUUGGGACAGCUGCAAGACAACGGUACCAACAUGAGCAGCCUCGGCGCGGCGAGAGACGACACGGUCCAGUUGCAUCUUAUCAUCCCAGAGCUGCCUUGUCGACCGGAUAAUGGUGUAUUGCUGGACGCCUGGGAGGACAUAUUGCCCUGGUUGCAGCUCUAUGCCCAGAACUCAGACAACCUGGAGUUGGAGGAUGUUGAGUACUCUCACGAAGACAGAGGGUUUGCACUCCGCGAGGAGAGAGGAGGCAAUCGCAGUCGGCUAACCUUGUCCUUACUGACAGUCGUAAACAUCCUUAUGAACAUCGUCUUUGCUCUGGCGGCCACGUACUUUCUCCACAAGUACCACAGCUACCUAGGUGAACUGCGGUAUGGAAAGAAGUACCAGCUAGUGGCCACUGUCGUUACUAUCGUAAACCCCGUACCUUCCCUUGCGUUUGUGGUCAUAAUGAUCUCACUCUUCUUCUGUCUGGUGGUCUUUGUAGCCUAUAUUCUGAACGCCUUCGAAGGCAACUACAUCCUAAAGCACAGGUUCAGUCAAAUGGAGAGAAACAAAGGUGGUGGUACCCAGUGGGAAAAAUUCAACCAGGAAUGGAGUGUGGAACCAAGGGAAAGGGUGAUUCUGUUUGUUCAGGCCAUCGGAUUCUUUCUGAUCUUUGUAAUAUUUUUCGUGGGUGUGAUACUCUACCUGAACUUUGUGAAGGUUGGCGGGGACACUAACACCCUAAGUGGCAUUCUCAUCUCCUUUGUUCCGUCGGCUAUCCUUGCUGCCAUCACUUGGGCUGCUAAGAAACACCUCUUUAAGGAGCUCGAGGAAGAGGAGGAGGAGGCAGAAGACAAGGAAGAGGAAAAUGGAGACAGGGAGGGAGGCAAGGAAAAACCCAUUUUUCAAAUUGGGGGUUUCUCGUUUCAACCACGUCGCCGCCGUCGAUCGACAUCGACCAAGACGAAAAGAAAGAAAACGGUAACUGGAGAUGAUCAUGCCCCAGCCUCCGUCCAUCCAGUUGAUGAAGAAGGGAGCGUCAGUGCAGAGAAUGCGAGCAGGGGCAUGGCCGCGAAGAGCCUCGGAUACCAGGGGAUCCUGAGCGCCCGGAAUAGGGCCGCCGUGAGAGCGAGACUAAAGCCGGCGACGGCUAGUGUCCCCCAGAACGAAAAGCACGCGGCCGUACUAGUACCGCUCCAUCUCCACCAUGGCAAACCGUCCGUCCUGUUCACGGUGAGGUCCGGCCAACUCACCAGGCACAGAAACCAAGUCAGUUUCCCGGGAGGGAUGUCGGAUGAGGGUGACCAACACGUGGCGGCCACAGCUCUGAGAGAGACGGAAGAGGAGCUGGGCAUACCCGCCUCUCAGAUCGACGUGUGGGGUGCUCUGCCGUCAAUGCCUGACAGGAUCCUGCCAACCACCGACACACAAAGUUCCGACGACCCAAUCAGAUUCUAUUUCCCAGUCUUUCUCGGUGGCACCAAUAGAGUGUGGGGUAUAACUGGGUUCAUCCUGGACACAGCCCUGACCAAGAUCCUGCCUCCAGAGUUGAACUACAGACCGCUCUCGUCUUUUGGUGCAGCCUGCGCUGCUCCCAGCUCUCCCUAG
This is a messenger RNA of Geodia barretti, 4239 nucleotides long. The record is from the annotation of a GenBank genome assembly. Lineage: Eukaryota; Metazoa; Porifera; Demospongiae; Tetractinellida; Geodiidae.